GCUAUACUGCAAACACAGUCUGCCAAGCCCUUUUGAGGUUUGACCCGACGCUCCUGUUAAACGAUCAGCACAAAUGGCCACGCCGCAGCCAUUCCUGGAGCCGUUUGAGCACUGAUCGGGCCUGACGUUGUGUUGAAGCACGGAGGUGCUCAAGAUAUUACAGCUGUCACGCCCGCAUCGCCGCCGUCCUCACGACGUCCCAUAAGAUGCAGGCGCUCAAAGUCGCUUUUGACAACAUCCCAGACGAGGUGGUCGUUAAACUCGCGAAGAACGCGGAACUGGUGAUGUCGGCAGGUACUGGCGGACGUGGCGUGGGCAUGAUGGCGCGCUUGGAGCAGCUGUUCGCCACCCAGAAGGAGGAGCUCAUAGGUGCCAUCAACAAGCUCGAGGCAGGCCAGCAACGGCUAGAGGCAGACCAGCAGCAGCUGAAAGCAAGCGUGCAGCGGCUCCAGGCAGGCCAGCAGCAAAUGGCGGCGCAGGUGGCAGCCAGCAGCCACAACGCCUACGCGCGGAUCUGCAAUAGCCGGGCGGGGGCCACGGAGCCGCUGCAGCCCCUCGUGCGGGAGAAGCCGCCUUCGCAGGCCUCGGACCCGGCAGUGGGCAGCCGCCCGCCAGACGGGGACUUCCCGGCGACCCGGGACGACGUGCUGGACCUCACACGUGAUGCAUUCAAGAUGCUGGCGGCCUUCUACGGCCAGGAGUUCGGGAACAGCAACGCGACCCUGGCUGUUUGCCGCCGCAGCUUUGGUGACUUCAUUGGUGUGACUGGCCUGUGAAGUGUGAGAGUCGCUAGGGCACCUUAGGUAAUGUGGUAUUUGUGCGGCUUCAGUGGUUGGCAGGCGCAGUUCUGCAGGAGAGUCCACCCUAGUCCAAUGAGUAGAAGAUAUGUAGGGCGUAUGCCGCGUAAUGCUUUCUAACCUCAGCUGUGGAGUUUGCCGAAAUACUGAUACCCCUUAGGAAGCAUUACGCGGCAUGCGCCCUACAUAUCUUCUACUCACUGGACUAGGGUGGACUCUCCUGCAAAACUCUGACAUCACCUGCAUGCACCUAGCAAGCACUUCGCAUCACCGACCUUGGAAGCAAAUCGGGGCGCAUAUGUCCCUUUGUUUGACUGACUGCUGGCCGUGGCUCGAGUAAGGCGUAUGCCGUAAGGUGUAAAGUGAUACGUUUGUGCAGGGGCCCCCCUGAUUGUGUAUGUGUUGUACUGUGAGUUGUUAACACCGCAAAGCAACCGGUGCAAGCAAUGACAUCGAUCCAGGGGUGCAUCGAUUCAUCAUUCAUUUGUCCAGUAUGCCUGUCUUCAUUAUUCCAUGGCACAUUGAUUUUGUAUCCAAGGGCAAGGUUUUGUGCUCUAGCAUGGCCAUGCAUUGCACUGUGAGCAUGGGCGGCCGCGGCCGCCGCCUGUAUGGCAUACAUGGACUUCUGGGACCAAUAAUUAAGGCCAUGAUAACUGGAUGUGGGCUGCAAUCCGAUAGCCCCACUUGGGUGCCUCAAAGCGCUGUUCUACGCCGCGAGUCGGUCCCAAGGCGGCCCCAAUCAAACUCACAGGGCACGCACACUGAUGUGCUGUAGGAUGAGCUAGCGCUAUCCGGCUAACUAUGUUUGUUGACGAGAGGACACUUUGGUCGCUAGCCCCCUCACUCUGUCCGUCGUACAGCUUUUAGGCCUCGAGUUCUCUUAAGCACAUGCCUGUGAUUAGAAUGGGCAUACACGCAAGCCCAGCAUCAUAUACACCUGCUCUGUUACGACGUUUGGACAUUGGCAGUUGUGUAUGGACGGCUGCGGGAGCCGGCUGACACGGUCCGGCUGUAACCCGCGAUCAACCCAGGUCACCGUAACGCGUGUGCUUGGCCUCUGAAUUCCAAAGAUAGAUCCCAUCCACUCCGCGUCAGAUAGCCUCAGAGUUGGCCAACAUGACUGCUAGCGGGGGCAGCCAAGUUGACAGCUGUAGUGUGUCGGUUGCGCCGUUGCUGCUCGGCCGAGAGGCAGGCAUGCGACAGCUAUCGUGGAGCUUGGCUGUUGCUUCCGUGCUAGCGCUAGGGUGGACGGCGCUCAUGGCACGAGAAAGAUUGCUUGGAGUGCGAUGGGCGGUGGGGUAGGUUGACACAGAGCGAGUACCAUCCAUUCUGUUGGCUUGAUUGGUUGCGCUAGCUAGAGCCGCCGGCGGUGCGCUAUGGGGCUUAAGCGCCGACAGGGGACCCAUGCGGCCUGGCAAUGUCGGGCUGCGCACCCGCACCACCGCACGCGAACCAGUAAAUCACGAGGA
Chlamydomonas reinhardtii is the source of this 2266-nucleotide messenger RNA. RefSeq lists its product as uncharacterized. Bases 207 to 776 code for a protein of 189 amino acids. NCBI's taxonomy places the organism in Eukaryota, Viridiplantae, Chlorophyta, Chlorophyceae, Chlamydomonadales, Chlamydomonadaceae. The record is from RefSeq and is a predicted model, not a curated record. The transcript is spliced from 3 exons.